UCUUCAAAUUCUUUUUUUUUUUCUACAAAAAAAUUAAAUAAAACAGUUAACAAAAUUAUACCCUUAAUAAUAAUCUACUCAAAAAAAUCAAAAACGAAAUUAUGGAAAAAUGUUAAUGAGUACUUAUAAUAAGCCUGAUGUAACUACGAGUUACCUCCGGCACAAGGAGAUUAACGAUUAUCUAGACUAUUUGCGACAUCGUUAUGCGGACGUUGUCAAAGUCUACAAUAUUGGACGUUCCUAUGAAGGACGUCAGAUGAAAGCUAUUCAAAUUGAUUGGCAUAAACGUUACCAUCACGGUCGCCAUCAUCCACUACUCCACACUGCAACCGAUGGAAAUAGUGUUCCCAAGAAGAAUGUGGUUUUCAUUGAAGCUGGCACUCAUGCCAGAGAAUGGAUGACAAUUUCUGUAGCCCUCAAAUGUAUACAACAGUUAACAGAGAAACAUGCACGACAUCGAAAAAUUUUAGAAAAGCUUCGAUUUUUCAUCGUUCCGUUGGCAAAUCCCGAUGGAUAUGAAUACACCUACAAUAAGAAUCCCAUGUGGAGAAAGAAUCGUCGACCACACAGUAUUUUGAAAAGUAUCGGAACCGAUUGUAAUCGCAACUUUGAUUUCCAUUGGGAAAAUGGAUCAACGAAAGCAAGUCGAAGCACUUAUAAAGGAGAGAAACCAUUUUCGGAACCGGAAACUUGUGCUCUGAGGAAUAUCAUGGAGAAGCUGCGACCACAUUUGUUACUAUUUUUGUCACUGCAUUCGUAUGGGCAGGCCAUCAUGUACCCCUGGGGAUAUACUAAAGAAUUACCAAUUUCAUGGAAAGAACACCAACAAUUAGCCGAUUGUGGCAAGAAGGCAAUUAAAAAAGUGUCAGGACGUGUGUACCGAUGUGGCAGUAUAUCGACCAUUCGAAAACACACUUACUCCGGAUCAAUUGUUGACUAUGCAUUUGGUAUUGUUAAAGUACCAUUUGCUUUAGUUGUGGAAUUGCCAUCGAAUGAAUUGGGCUUUCAGCCAUCUCCUGUACAUAUUCGGCCCAUUGGUCAUGAGAGUUGGAUUGGUAUUAGAGCAAUGUGCCAGAAAGCAUUAGAUAUCUCAAAAUCGAUUGUUAAUCUUGAGGGAAAUCAAAAUCGAGAUUUAACAAAAUCAAAUGUGGAUGUGGUGGAUGAAAAUACAACAACAACAAAGAUGAUGAAUGAAACGACAACGACAACAGUGAUGGAUUAAAUAAAUUAGUUUCUUAUGCCAGAAAUUUAGGUGGUAAAUAUAAAUUUUGUUUGAAAAAGAUUUCGGUUAUAAUCAUGACAAAAUUGGAAUUUGCAAACGAAAGUCGACCAUCUUUUGGUACCUGAUUUUUUUUUUCAAUCUUGGUACGCAUCACGGGAAAAAUGAAAAUAAUAAACUCACUGUGCCAUAAA
This is a messenger RNA of Episyrphus balteatus (marmalade hoverfly), 1413 nucleotides long. Its product is annotated as carboxypeptidase B. Gene Ontology annotation, molecular function: zinc ion binding; metallocarboxypeptidase activity. NCBI's taxonomy places the organism in Eukaryota, Metazoa, Arthropoda, Insecta, Diptera, Syrphidae. Bases 110 to 1222 code for a protein of 370 amino acids. Gene Ontology annotation, biological process: proteolysis. The record is from RefSeq and is a predicted model, not a curated record. The transcript has 3 exons.